ACUUGACUUGAGCGAUGAUCACUGUGUUCUCACGAGCUCUUUGAGGAUUUAUCAAAACAAUGAGAAGAAUGCCAUUUAUACCGGGUUAACUGCCGAAACAUGAUGUAUUAAAUGCAAGAGGGUGAUUUUGAAGCCUUGAAGUCUAUGAAUAUAAUGGGAUUUACGAACACCUAGUUAAUUCAUUAACUUUAAUCAGCGCUGUUCAAACUUUCCCAAGGUGAAGGAGAAAUCUCAGCUCUUUAGCAGAAGAUGUUAUAAUGGGGCUUUCUCUUUGGAUUCUGCUCUUGUUACUGCACUUCAAUGAGGGAAUUCAUGGGGUACGGUUCACCAAAAACCCUUCCAACCAAACGGUGACUCAGGGUAACAUGGCUCGUCUGGGCUGUGCCUUUGAGGGUUUGAGUGAACCUGAGAUCAUCUGGAUGAAGGAUGGAGAGAAGAUCUACAGCACUGAUCAGAUGUACAUCACACUGGAUGCACAUCACUGGGAGACCUUCCACAGUGUGAAAUCCGUGCAGCAACAAGAUGCUGGGAAGUACUGGUGUGAAGUCGAAUAUCACGGCACGAUCAUUUCCUCUGAGCCAGCUUGGAUCACAGUAGAAGGUGUGCCUCAUUUUGUGGAGGAACAAGAGGAUGUAGCUGUAUUUGCAGGGGAGCCGUUCAACCUGACAUGUGCUGCUUCAGGUCCUCCAGAACCUGUGGUGGUGUUAUGGUGGCUGGGAGACCAACAGAAUGGGGAUUUCAUGCCCUCCCCCUCAGUUCUCUUAGUUAAAGGUGUAAAUGAGAGUGUAAAGUUUUACUGUGAGGCCAAGAACGCUCGAGGCAUCUCUGUGUCACGCACAGGCACGGUGCACAUUAAAGUCCGUCCUGAUUCCCCCCGGGAUGUCAAGGUACAUCAUGUGUCUGAUCUUAAUAUAACCGUAACAUGGAGUCCAGGUUUCACAGGGCACUCACAGCUUUCCAGCUGCACUAUACAGGUGUCAAAGGGAUCUGGAAAGAAGGUGAAACUUCCUGAUCUGGAUGUUGUGGUUCCUCCCUUCCAGCAUGUGUUUGGGGGGCUCCACAGUUACUCAAAUUACAGUGUGAGAAUCCGGUGUGAUAAUGAGGUGGGCUCUUCCCCCUUCUCUCCCUGGGUGGACUUUCACACUCCAGAGGCAGCACCAUCAGCAGCUCCAAAGAACUUUACCUUUGAACUCAGUGAGCAGCAGCUCACUCUGUCCUGGGCGGCACUGGAACAGGAGGAGCUUUGUGGAAGGUUACUGGCUUAUAAAGUGCAGUGGAACCAGGGAGGAGAGAAUCAGGAUCCCUUACUGUUUAAGGACAACAUUGCCCGUCUCUCGGGUGCUGGGCGAUUCUUUAACGCCACCUUCCAAGUUGCUGCGUGCACAAACGCAGGAUGUGGCCCAUGGAGUCAGACUGUUCUUGUGAUGCCCAUGUCAGCCAUGCAGGCUCAGACCCAGAGGGGCCACAUAUGGGUAGGGCUUCUUUUCGGCCUUCUUGUGGCCACCAUGGUGGGACUCCUGUUGAUUGUACUGGUACGCAACAGAGGCAAAGAGACCCAGUUUGGGUCUGCAUUCGCAGCUCCAGGAACAGAAGUUCCGGUUUCCUUUACAGCCGCCAGGUCCUUCAACAGGCAGUUCCCUGAGCUCCCCGAAACCACAUUGGACAGUCUAGGAAUCAGCAGUGAUUUGAAGGCCAAGUUACAGGAUGUUCUCAUCUCUGAAAGGCUCUUAACUCUGGGACGAAUGCUUGGAAAAGACCCUCUCUCAGCAGAUGCUUAUCCAGUUCAUGCUGGAUAUUGCUCGAGGGAUGGAGUAUCUGAGCAACAAAAACAUCAUCCAUAGGGAUUUGGCUGCUCGUAACUGCAUGUUGAAUGAAAAUAUGAGCGUGUGUGUAGCAGAUUUUGGUCUCUCCAAGAAAAUCUACAGCGGCGACUACUAUAGACAAGGGUCUGUCUCUAAGUUGCCUGUGAAGUGGAUCGCUUUGGAAAGCCUGGCUGACAAUGUCUACACAACACAGAGUGAUGUGUGGGCAUUUGGUGUGACCAUGUGGGAGAUCAUGACUAGAGGUCAAACGCCUUACCCAGGGGUGGAGAACUCAGAAAUCUACGAGUAUCUUAUCAAAGGAGAAAGACUCAAGCAGCCUCCGGAUUGCCCUGGUGACGUUUAUGAAAUCAUGCACAGCUGUUGGUCUCCUGUCCCAAAGUGCCGUCCUAGUUUCCAACACCUCAUUGACCAGUUGGAGCUCUUGUGGGCGAAGCUGAAUCCAGCUCCUGUAAAAGAGCCGUUGCUGUAUGUGAACCUGGAGGAAGAGGAUGGAGAACAGGCCUCUGCCCCGGGCGCAGAUGUCGGGACCCGUAGUAUUGAGGAUCCCUCUUGGGGAGUACCGUGGCAGUGUGCAGGAAUAGAGGAAGACGAAAAGGACUGGCUAAUGGUGUCAUCGGGAGCAGCUUUUGCUAUUGGUGGAGACUACAGAUACAUCAUCGGCCCACGCGGUGGCGGUAUUGAUGAAGAGAGCAGGCGCUCUGAUGAUGGCCUGUCGGAGGAUAUCAGGGACGAGGAAGAGGACAUCAUCAUUAAUGUGUGAUCCCCCCCCCCACCCCCCCCAUGCUCCAGGAAUAAUACUUAACACGAAGAACUGUUAUCCAUGCUAACUGUUGAGGCGUGACGUGGACGUACAAUCAGCUGCUAAUACUUUUAGAAACAUGAUUUGACAUGUUUAUUUCAAUGGUAAUUAUUAAAUAUGACUGUAGCAAAGCCAGUGUUUCAACAAAUGCCAUUUUUAGAGUCAUAUCUGUGAUUUAUGAAGUGUAAAUUGUUAUUGUUAAUCCUCGUGCAUAUAUAUGUCUUUGCUGGUAUAUUUCCGGCAUUAUUUGUGUUUUGUAUGUGUGAGUGAAGUGUCAAUCACGUCCUGAGACUCACUUAUGUGGUGCCUUUUGUUUUAUAAUAGUUCCUGCACAUUUGUUACAUCGCAUGAAGAAAUUCCUUUGGAUUUAAAAUGCAUACUAUGACAUUAGCUCAGACUGUCAGUUUUUUAUACUUGCACUUAAAUGAAUGUUCUGGGUUAAAUAGCCAACUGAUUAAACUGUGCAUGCUGUA
This is a messenger RNA of Pimephales promelas (fathead minnow), 3095 nucleotides long. NCBI's taxonomy places the organism in Eukaryota, Metazoa, Chordata, Actinopteri, Cypriniformes, Leuciscidae. The record is from RefSeq and is a predicted model, not a curated record.